CACAGCAUGGUUAAGAUACACGAACUGCUCUGACACUUUCCUUGCCGUUGGAUGAUCCGUAGGGAGGCUACGGGAUAGAGCCAGGGCAGGGCUGGGCUUUUAGGCACAAAGCAAAGAGCUAGGGAAAGAACCGAGGUGUCUUCUUUUCAAUGCUCAUCUGACGCUCGGGCCAAACCAAAUACCACCUGCGUCUCACUGAAUAUUGCCAAACCCCAGAGCCUUUGCCCAGGCCAACCCCAACCCAGUGUUGCCAUUCUGCCCAUCUCUACAGCUGCAGAAACAGCUGUGGACUGAGGUCACAAAACGUGCUCAGGCUUUCAGAUACGUCUUUCUCCUGGCCUUCAGGCCCCAUUUCCUGUUUUCGCCCGUGAGUCCGAACUGUGAGACUACAAAAGCCACCGCGUGAGUCAGGAAGCCCCCCGGCGGCUAUUUCUGUCCGCGAGAAGCUUUCCAGGCACCAGACAAGCUGCAGCCUGGUGUGGAGGAGAAACUAGUCUCGGCUCCUUUAAGGUGUCAGCCCGCGCGCGCGCGCGCUCGGCCUUUUGUUUAGGCGGCGGCCGCGCGCGCGUUAGCGUCAACGCCCGCGCAUGCGCACGGAGGGAGGCCUGUUCGUCGCGGCGGCAGCUGAGGAUCCCGGCGGUGGCGCGAGCGCCAGCCCGGCCCGGCCCUUGCCUUCUGGCGUCGAUCCUCCUCAGCCGGGUGCCGGCUAGCCCCGCCCCAGCCUUCCUGAGUCUACACAGCAGGGCCUCGGCCGCCCCCGGACCCCUCUGCCGCAAUGAUGAUGAUGGCAUUGAGCAAGACCUUCGGGCAGAAGCCCGUUAAGUUCCAGCUGGAGGACGACGGCGAAUUCUACAUGAUCGGCUCCGAGGUGGGAAACUACCUCCGUAUGUUCCGAGGUUCUCUGUACAAGAGAUACCCCUCACUCUGGAGGCGACUAGCCACUGUGGAAGAGAGGAAGAAAAUAGUUGCAUCGUCACAUGGUAAAAAAACAAAACCUAACACUAAGGAUCAUGGAUAUACCACCCUUGCCACCAGCGUGACUCUGUUAAAAGCCUCCGAGGUGGAAGAAAUUCUUGACGGCAAUGAUGAGAAGUACAAGGCCGUGUCCAUCAGCACGGAGCCCCCCACCUACCUCAGGGAACAGAAGGCCAAGAGGAACAGCCAGUGGGUCCCCACACUGCCCAACAGUUCCCAUCAUCUGGAUGCUGUGCCAUGUUCCACCACCAUCAAUAGGAACCGCAUGGGCCGGGACAAGAAGAGAACCUUUCCCCUGUGCUUUGAUGACCAUGAUCCAGCUGUGAUUCAUGAGAAUGCAUCUCAGCCUGAGGUGCUGGUGCCCAUCCGGCUGGACAUGGAGAUCGAUGGGCAGAAGCUGCGGGAUGCCUUUACCUGGAACAUGAAUGAGAAGCUGAUGACUCCUGAGAUGUUUUCAGAAAUCCUCUGCGAUGACUUGGAUUUGAACCCACUGACCUUUGUACCAGCCAUUGCCUCUGCCAUCAGACAGCAGAUUGAGUCCUAUCCUACAGACAGCAUCUUGGAGGAUCAGUCUGACCAGCGUGUUAUCAUCAAACUGAACAUCCAUGUGGGAAACAUCUCCCUGGUGGACCAGUUUGAGUGGGACAUGUCGGAGAAGGAGAACUCACCAGAGAAGUUUGCCCUGAAGCUGUGCUCAGAGCUGGGGCUGGGCGGGGAAUUUGUCACCACCAUCGCAUACAGCAUCCGGGGACAACUGAGCUGGCAUCAGAAGACCUAUGCCUUUAGUGAGAACCCCCUGCCCACAGUGGAGAUUGCCAUCCGGAACACCGGCGACGCUGACCAGUGGUGCCCACUGCUGGAGACCCUAACCGAUGCUGAGAUGGAGAAGAAGAUACGAGACCAGGACAGAAAUACAAGGCGGAUGAGGCGCCUCGCCAACACCGCUCCGGCCUGGUGACCAGCCCGUCGGUGCUCAUCUGUCAUGGAGCAUCUGGAAGAUUGGAGGACUCCUCUCCUUCCUCUUCUGACAAGGAAUGAGGCAAGGGGACGACAGCUCGGUGCCAUUGAGGAGUUGGGGAGGGGUGGGGAAUCUCAGGCACUCCAGGCCACCCUUCCCCACGGUGCAUUCCGCUUGCUGAGCCCCAGUCCUGCUCCCUUCUCCUGGCACCCUCCCCAAGUGCUUGAGGUCAGGGAAAGGCCUCAGUUGGGUUGGAUUUUGUUUUUGUAUAGGAGCCCGAGUCAGGGCUAGCAGUACUUUUUAAAUAAAAAGCAACAGGCCAUGCUCAG
This is a messenger RNA of Octodon degus (degu), 2262 nucleotides long. It is a transcript of the gene Smarcb1, whose product is annotated as SWI/SNF related, matrix associated, actin dependent regulator of chromatin, subfamily b, member 1. Gene Ontology annotation, biological process: regulation of transcription by RNA polymerase II; chromatin remodeling. NCBI's taxonomy places the organism in Eukaryota, Metazoa, Chordata, Mammalia, Rodentia, Octodontidae. Gene Ontology annotation, molecular function: transcription coregulator activity. Gene Ontology annotation, cellular component: nucleus; nuclear chromosome. The record is from RefSeq and is a predicted model, not a curated record. The transcript is spliced from 9 exons. Bases 776 to 1933 code for a protein of 385 amino acids.